Syzygium oleosum is the source of this 1511-nucleotide messenger RNA. RefSeq lists its product as uncharacterized. The transcript has 5 exons. The coding region runs from base 332 to 1393 and encodes 353 amino acids. The record is from RefSeq and is a predicted model, not a curated record. NCBI's taxonomy places the organism in Eukaryota, Viridiplantae, Streptophyta, Magnoliopsida, Myrtales, Myrtaceae.
UAAGGAAUCAGAUGGACGUGAUCAGGGGCGGCCACGGAAAUUCUCGCGAGUCGUCUGCUUGAACACUGUUCUCCAAACGAUGGACGCCACUUCAGCAGCACGAGCAAGAGCGCCAUAAAAUAUCCUACUCAGAAAUGACUUUAUGAGGCAACGCAUUCUGACGCGAUUUAGUCAAAGUCUUCAGGCUGCCUCAAAUCAACAAUAGCACAAAUAAUGCAUCUCUCAUAGGAGAAGACAAUCUGGACUUCCGAAGCCGCUGAAAGACUGGAAGUUUACUUACCAUCUGUAUAGUUUCUUCAGCUAACUCGUGUGUAGGCCACUAGUUUCAGGGAUGAUUUCGAGAGUGGUGGCAGUUUUGCUGAUGGGUCUGAUGGUACUAUACAAGGCCGCACAGCUUCCUCCUCCGCAGGAUGCUGUACUCCCAGCAGAUGCUGUAACUACCAGUACAAGGAUCAGGCUCGGCGACGGAAGGUAUCUGGCUUACAGAGAGAGGGGCGUGGCUAGAGAAAGAUCGAACUACAAGGUCAUUGUAGUACACGGCUUUGGGAGCUCCAAGGAGAUGAAUUUUCAGGCACCCCAAGAACUGAUAGAGAAGUUGGGUAUAUACUUUCUGCUAUACGAUCGAGCUGGGUAUGGAGACAGUGAUCCUAACUCAAAGCGCUCCUUAAAGAGUGAAGCUUAUGACAUUCAGGAACUUGCAGAUCAAUUAAAACUGGGGCCCAAGUUUUAUGUGAUCGGGGUUUCAAUGGGAUCCUACCCUGCCUGGAGUUGCCUAAAACACAUACCACAUAGACUAGAAGGCAUGGCUUUAGUAGUUCCAGUCAUCAACUAUUCUUGGAAAUCUCUUCCGGAGGAUUUGACUAGACUGGACUACAGGAGAAAGCUCAUCCAGUGGACCCUCUGGCUUGGAAAGUAUACCCCCAAAUUGCUCCACUGGUGGGUGACUCAAGAAUGGCUUCCUUCAACUAAUUUCUUGGAGAAGAACCCAAUUUUUUUUAACAAUCGAGACGUUGAUGUCCUCAAGAAGACACCUGGAUUCCCAAUGCUCACCAAGGAUAAACUAAGGAGAAGGCAGGUGUUCGACACACUCCUAAAUGACUUCAUGGUCAGUUUUGGCAACUGGGAAUUUGAUCCACUGGAUUUAAGCAAUCCGUUCCCACGGAAUGAAAGCUUUGUUCAUAUCUGGCAAGGGUACGAAGACAAAGUAGUGCCCUUUCAACUUCAACGGUAUGUUUCAGGAAAGCUACCCUGGAUUAGGUAUCACGAAAUUCCCAAUGGCGGACAUCUGAUUGUGCAUUACAAGGGGGUAUGCGAGGCAAUUCUCUGGGCUCUUCUAAAUGGAGAACAUCUUCCGGAUAAACCGGCAACAGCCAUGACUUUACACAAAUUGUGACUCGCGUAGCUUCUGCAGCUCUUGUUGUCAAUAAUAUAUGUGUAAGUGUACUGAUCUCACCGUGAUACAUAUACCACUGAAAAUUUGGGGGCCCUUGAAUGAUAUCUUCUUCUCUCCA